Aphanomyces invadans is the source of this 889-nucleotide messenger RNA. RefSeq lists its product as hypothetical. The transcript is spliced from 2 exons. The record is from RefSeq and is a predicted model, not a curated record. Lineage: Eukaryota; Oomycota; Saprolegniomycetes; Saprolegniales; Verrucalvaceae. The coding region runs from base 73 to 765 and encodes 230 amino acids.
CACUUUUACCAUCCAUGAUGGGUGGCGACACCGCCACAAUGUUGAACCUGCACCUAGGAGCUGUCGCGGUGCAUGUGGUCAGACAUCGUAUCGGACCAAGGCAAUCCUCGGCACCAACAACACCAGGUGGCAUUGUUCACCACCGUCAUAUUAACAUUCCCCGCGUCCUCCCCUGCCAUGAAGUUCCUUGCCGGUCUCGUCCACGCCGCAGCCGCGUCCCAAGUCGUGUUUGACAACCUCGACCCCCUCGACACGGGCGCCACGGGCACCCCCAUCUCGAAAGAUCAAGGCGUUGCCGUGCAAUUCCGCAGCCUCCCGGCCGCAGACACCGCGUGCAACCCGACGUGGCUCACCCUCGAUUUUGUCAACUUUACGUUGAACACGAUCAACAUGGGAGGCAACACGUCGCUGUGGCUGCAAGCUGACUUAUGCCCUUCCGUCGACGGCUUGCCGAACUGUACCAAGUCGGACAAACCUGCCCGCAUCCCCAUUGACAAGUUCGCCAAACGAGUCAAGUUUCAAUGGUUCCCUGCCUCGCCGAUCGUCCUGAUUCCGUCGACCACGUACUGGUUCACCGUCCUCUCGAACGGGGAAGUCAAGAACAAGUUGCCGAUUUGGAUGGACGGCGCCAAGCAGUUUAACACCGUCAACGACCCCAAGAAGGACGUCUUGCUCGCGUACACGGCGACCCAAGGCGGCCCCUGGACCGUCGAUGUUCCCCGUGAAAACCGCACCGUGUCGUCGCUGCAAGUGUACGCCAACUAAAGUAACAUCCUUUUUCAAAUUUGAUCGUACAUGAGAUUAUGACGUGGGAAACGUUGCCGACCGCUGACCCUCACUCGUUAUGUACCUCCAGAUACCUGUACCGGCGUGCAACUCAACUGAUUAA